GGAACAUCCAGGUGAACGUGUUGCACUUCAGAGUAUCCAACACAGGAUUUUAGACCUAUUGAGGCUCUUCUUGAAGGAUGUUGACAGAAAUGGAGACGAUGACUUACGGCGCUGAGAUCAAACUGAGUGGAGGCCGUGGGGCCUGGAGCGGAGCGGCUCCCUCCACGUGCCCUGAGGUGGACUUAGAAGUUAUAGAGGAGUACCUCCAGGAGAACCUGCUUGAGAUCCAGCCUGCUCACACAUCGACAUCGUCUAUGACCACCAUGGGGCAGCAAGCACAUGCCCACCAGGACUCUAGGAUCAUAGAGAACAGCUGGUCAGGUCAGCAUGCUUAUGAGUGGCACUACGGCGCUCACGCUCCCAUCGAGGAAUACAAAAGACUCGCACCCCAUCCAGCAUGGCCUAGUCCUCAUAACAACCAGUGGGAACGUAUUGCGUACUCAUACGAGGCUCCUGCAUACAUCGACUCCGAUUCCCAAUCCAGUAGCUCCCAGUAUCAAGAUUACCAGGAUUCCCCUUCACCACCUUCUGACAGCAGGGACAGAAAAAGCAGAAACUCCUUACCUCUUGUGCCACUGUCAGGAAAGAGGAAGGAGCGCCUGUUCCAGUUCCUGUUUGAGAUGCUCCAGACACCCUCCAUGAGGAGCUGCAUCUGGUGGGUCCAGUCCUCCUCCGGGACCUUUCAGUUCUCCUCCCAAAACAAGGAAAGCCUAGCACAGCUCUGGGGGCGGAGGAAAGGAAACCGCAAGACCAUGACCUACCAGAAGAUGGCACGAGCACUGAGGAACUACUCCCGCACGGGAGAAAUUCACAAAGUGAAAAGGAAGCUCACUUACCGAUUCGAUGAGAAGACACUGAGAGGUCUACAAGGAAACUCCAACACACUGUAGACAGUCAUCGAGAAAGGACAAGCUGGAAAUGCCUU
Molecule: messenger RNA, 925 nt
Organism: Oryzias melastigma (Indian medaka)
Lineage: Eukaryota; Metazoa; Chordata; Actinopteri; Beloniformes; Adrianichthyidae
Product: transcription factor Spi-B-like
Exons: 6
Coding region: 78-890 (270 amino acids)
Biological process (GO): cell differentiation; regulation of transcription by RNA polymerase II
Cellular component (GO): nucleus
Molecular function (GO): sequence-specific DNA binding; DNA-binding transcription factor activity, RNA polymerase II-specific
Source: RefSeq, a predicted model, not a curated record